AUGCCUGACGUGGCGACUAACGGUCAGGCCACAAGGCGGCGCGGGUCCCUCAAAGCCCUCUUUAAUAAAUAUGCUGUCGACUGGGGUGUGCUGCUGCUCAUAGUCGCUGGAGCUAUUGCCGUCAAUUUUAUUGAGCCGUUUCCAAGAUUCGUGGAUUCCGAGGACAUGGAAGGGUUGAUGUACCCGUUACUGGAUAACACCGUCCCAUCAUGGGCUGUCCCGCUGAUCGCUCUGGCUCCCGCUGCCAUCGCGUUUCUCGUUCACUACGCCAUCCGCAAGGACAUUGUGGACAUCCACCACUCCGUGCUAGGCCUGCUCUUCGCCUUCUUCUCCACCAUUCUCAUCACCGAUGCUCUCAAGGUCUCGGUUGGCCGCCCCCGCCCCGACUUCUUCAUCAGAUGCUUCCCCUCAGGAGUCCCUGUGUACAGCAGCAGUGGCAACGCGUUGUGUAACGGCAUCCCAUCCGUUGUGAGUGAAGGAAGAAAGAGCUUCCCAAGCGGACAUGCAUCGGUGUCCUUUUCAGGCUUGGCCUAUCUCUCCUUCUUUCUAGCAGCCAAGCUCCACUCCCUCUCCUCCUCCGCCACUCACCUCUGGCGUUUGCUGCCCCCUGCGCUGCCGCUCGUGGGAGGAGUGGCCGUCGGAAUCACACGCAUCGAUGACUACUGGCACUUCCCAUUUGACGUGUUUGUGGGCAGCCUCAUCGGCAUCUCUUUUGCUGCGAUCUGCUACUUCAUGCACUACCCAUCUCUGCGCCAUGACUACU
Closterium sp. NIES-65 is the source of this 763-nucleotide messenger RNA. Lineage: Eukaryota; Viridiplantae; Streptophyta; Zygnematophyceae; Desmidiales; Closteriaceae. The record is from the annotation of a GenBank genome assembly.